Messenger RNA from Hyaena hyaena (striped hyena), 2036 nucleotides. Its product is annotated as cyclin-dependent kinase 3. Gene Ontology annotation, cellular component: cyclin-dependent protein kinase holoenzyme complex; CST complex; cytoplasm. NCBI's taxonomy places the organism in Eukaryota, Metazoa, Chordata, Mammalia, Carnivora, Hyaenidae. The record is from RefSeq and is a predicted model, not a curated record. Bases 74 to 1438 code for a protein of 454 amino acids. Gene Ontology annotation, molecular function: cyclin-dependent protein serine/threonine kinase activity; cyclin binding; single-stranded DNA binding. The transcript has 12 exons. Gene Ontology annotation, biological process: regulation of G2/M transition of mitotic cell cycle; protein phosphorylation; regulation of gene expression.
AGUCAGACGCCUAACCGACUGAGCCACCCAGGCGCCCCUACGGGAAUCUUCAAAAAUCCAUCUCCGCUCUGAGAUGCUGCCCAAACCUGGGACCUACUACUUCCCCUGGGAAGUCAGUGCCGGCCAAGUUCCCGACGGAGGCACACUGAGAACAUUCGGAAGGUUAUGCCUCUAUGACAUGGCACAGUCCCGAGUCACCUUGAGGGCCCAGCACGGGUCUGACGAGCACCAGAUCCUGGUCUGUACCAAGUUGGUGGAGCCAUUCCAAGCCCAGCUGGACUCCAUGUACCUUGUCCUCGGGGAGCUGGAGCGCCAGGACGGAGGCUCUGUGGUGAAGGCCCGGGUGCUGACUUGUGUGGAAGGAAUGAAUCUACCCUUGUUAGAACAAGCCGUCCGGGAGCAGAGGAGCUCUGCGGCUAUGGAUGUGUUCCAGAAGGUAGAGAAGAUCGGAGAGGGCACCUAUGGGGUGGUGUAUAAGGCCAAGAACAAGGAGACAGGGCAGCUUGUGGCCCUCAAGAAGAUCAGGCUGGAUUUGGAAACUGAGGGAGUCCCAAGCACUGCCAUCAGGGAGAUCUCCCUGCUCAAAGAGCUUAAGCACCCCAACAUCGUCAGGCUGCUGGACGUGGUGCACAGUGAGAAGAAGCUCUACCUGGUGUUUGAGUAUCUCAGCCAGGACCUGAAGAAGUACAUGGACUCCAUGCCGGCCUCCGAGCUCCCCCUGCACUUGGUCAAGAGCUACCUCUUCCAGCUGCUGCAGGGAGUCAGUUUCUGCCACUCUCACCGGGUCAUCCACCGAGACCUGAAGCCCCAGAAUCUGCUCAUCAAUGAGUUGGGUGCCAUCAAGCUGGCCGACUUCGGACUGGCGCGAGCCUUCGGGGUGCCCCUACGCACCUACACCCACGAGGUGGUGACACUUUGGUAUCGCGCCCCUGAGAUCCUCUUGGGCAGCAAGUUCUACUCCACCGCCGUGGACAUCUGGAGCAUUGGCUGCAUCUUUGCCGAGAUGGUGACCCGUAGAGCCCUGUUUCCUGGUGACUCUGAGAUUGACCAGCUCUUUCGAAUCUUUCGGACCCUGGGGACGCCCAGUGAAGCCAUGUGGCCAGGAGUCACCCAGCUGCCUGACUAUAAGGGCAGUUUCCCCAAGUGGAGCAGGAAGGGGCUGGAGGAGAUUGUGCCUGGUCUGGGACCAGAGGGCAAGGACCUGCUCAUGAACGAGAAGUCUGCCGCAACCAGACGCGGGCUGAGGUCUGGGAACCUUAGACAGGGAGAAGACAGAUGGACUCAGCCUCCGGUCUGCAGGAGCAACUCCUGCAGUAUGACCCCAGCCGGCGGAUCUCCGCCAAGGCCGCCCUCGCACAUCCGUACUUCCUGGGCGCCGAGACCUCCCGGGCCCCCCACCAGUGCGUGCUGGAGCAUCUCUGCCGCUGAGAGGGUGUGAGGCCCUCCGCCUCGGAGCCUCUCUCCACUGCUGCCCCAGCUGUCUUCCCACCCACGUCCCGAGAAAGAGGACCUAUCUGGGAGAGAGCAAAGCUCUGAGGAAUUUGGCAUCAGCGGCCAGAGGGCUGAGUUUGGGGUAGUCCUGCCCGCAGGUUAAUGAGUUCCUGUGUUGUUUGUUGGGUUAGACAGUCCCGGUUCAAGAGGGGGCACUGGAGCCCCCUGUGCAAGGCGUAUGUUAGAGGCUGGGCCCCCUGGCGCCUGAAACCACAGUGGCCAAGGAGAGGAGGAAGGCUGCCCCCAUGUGGCGGCAGCCCCCCCCCCCCCCCCCCCCCCCCCCCCCCCCCCCCGCCACCCGCCAAGGGAAAGGGUGCCCUCUGCUGGUCUUUUUGGCUUUAAAACGUUUGGGGGAAGAGUUGCAUUCUUAAGAGUCCAAGUUAAACAGGAAGCAAGGCCAGAGAGAGAGAGAGAGACAUUUUCCUGAUCCCAGGGGAGGUCAGGGUAUGUGUGUGGCUGUUCUAAGUAGUUGGUUUGUACUUAGGAUAUGCUUAUGUUGUUUGCCUCUGGCUUAAGAACAGGAAAUAAAAGUGCUAUAUUCCUGA